Messenger RNA from Pogona vitticeps (central bearded dragon), 2414 nucleotides. The record is from RefSeq and is a predicted model, not a curated record. Lineage: Eukaryota; Metazoa; Chordata; Lepidosauria; Squamata; Agamidae.
AUGAGGUUCAUGCGGCUACAGGGCUCACAACUUUUUAGGUUCAAAAGGAAGACGGGGCAGCUGCAGGCAGGAUCCCGUCUGGGAAGCCUGUUCAACUUCACCAGCCCGCCCCGGUGGCGACCGCCUGUGUUCCCGGCCGCUGCCUCGUCCUCCUCUUUCCCCGCCGCCACUCCGGAGCUCCUCCAGCGCCCCGCACCUGCCUGGCUCCGGCCGGGGCGGCGCUGCCUCGCGUCAAACUUGCGCUUUACUUGGAAGGAGCCGCCGCCGCCGCCGCCACCCUUGUCCGGUCCCGUCCCGUCCGGGCUCGGGUUGUCCUCUUCUGAUCAGGAGGCACCCAAAGAGAAGCUGGCGGCAGAGCUGAGGGGCCGCCUGGACAAGAUCCGUGCAUUGGCGCAGAGAGUCCAGCGGCCGGCGGGCUCCCUCCCAGAGGCCGAGGGUGACCUAAGGAGUCGGCUGAAGCGGGCUCGGCUGCUGGAGGCCAAGAUCAGCCAAAGGAAAGCGUCCAGAGGAGAGGAGGAAGAGGAGGCCGCUCAGCACCAGCGAGGGAGAAAGGAUCCUCUGGACUCGACCGCAGAGAACAGCGAGAAGACACCGGCCUACCAGCGCUUCCACGCCCUUGCCCAGGACGUCCCCCCAGGACUCGCUCUGCCCUACAAGUACAAGGUGCUGGCCGAGAUGUUUCGCAGCAUGGAGACCGUCGUGGCGAUGCUCUUCAACCGCUCAGAGACGGCCACCUUUGCCAAAGUCAAGCAAGGGGUCCAGGACAUGAUCCGCAAGCAGUUUGAAGAGCGCAAUGUGGGCCAGAUCAAGACUGUGUACCCCACCUCCUACACCCUGCGGCAGGAGAAGAACGUGCCCAGCUUUGGCAGCGGCCAGAGGCGACCCGCCUACCAGCUGACCCUGGAGCCAGUCCUAAAGGCCGGUGAGAAGCUAUCGGCAUCGCGCCAGAUGGAACGCCGGAAAAUAUUUGGCCGGAACCUGAUAAACAUCGUGAAAGAACACCACAAGGCUUUCCUGGCGUCUCUCAACCCUCCGAUGGCGGUGCCAGAGCACAAGCUGACUAGGUGGCACCCCCGGUUCAAUCUGGACAGUGUGCCCGACGUUGUGCCCGCCGCCUUGCCUCAGCCGCCCGAGGUGGACAAGAUCACCUCCGCUCAGGAGGUGCUGGAGAAGGCGCGCACCAUGUUGACGCCAAAGAUGGAGAAGGCUUUGGCCAACCUGGCCCUGAGGACAGCCGAAACGGGGGCCGCUGCUGGGCUGGAGUCUCCUCGUCCGAUUCCGCCCUCGCCUUCCGGCACACCGGAUAGCCUGAAAGGGGUGUCGCAGUCCUUGCUGGAGAGGGUCCGAGCCAAGGAAGCUCAGAAGAUGCAGGCGCUGAUGACGCGCCACCCCCAGCAAGAGCAGCGGCUGAGCAUGCUGGCGCGCCUCCCGGAGAUGGCCCGCGUCCUGCGCAACGUCUUUGUGGCCGAGAAGAAGCCGGCCCUCCCCCUGGAGGUGGCCUGCCGGCGGAUGAUGGCCAGCUACCGGUCACCCAUGGCACUUGGCGAGAUGGAGAAGCACCUUCGCCUCCUGGCCGAGCUGCUCCCGGCCUGGGCCUGCGUCCUCUCCCUUCGGAAGGACACGUAUCUCAAGCUGGACAAGAACGUGGAGCUCAACAUCGUCAUGGAGAGGCUGGCUGCGAGGACGAAGGAAGAGGAGAAGCUCCGACCCCUCAGGGAGGGGUGGGUGGAGGGGCGUCUUUUAGGGGAACAAAAAUCUCUGCCAGCGGAACUCGUUUAAGACUUGGGGAGUUCUUGCUUUUUUCUCCCUGACCCGUCAGGGCCACGUUGGCGAAUGCAUUUGCCACUUUGCCUGUGCAGGGGGGUUAAGACCCGGCUGUUCCAACCCGGUGUGUGCGUCUGGGGAGCCCUAUUCCAAAGCCACCCAGAGGGGCCAACGGUGAUCCUUCGCCCCCUCGGUUACAGGGUUAGACGGCAGCGCCUGGGCGUUUCCCACACUAGAGCUGAAAUCUCAAGCCACGAGGGGUGGAAGGGAGCCACCAUUGGGCUCCAGGAGAGAUCCGGCGUGGUUGGCUUUCCUUCUCAAACGCCACACUUCACCCUUUCCUGUUUUCCAAAUGAAUUUCUUCAAGGCAGCUUCUCCUUGCUCCAUUGGAGGGCCGGGAGGACAACACCCUCCCUCGGCAAGACCACAAAUAUUCAGGGUUUGUGUUGUUUUUUUAAAGGAAAAAAAAUGAUGCAAGAGUUUCCAUUCUCUGAGCUGACCAGAGUGGGUGGGGCUGCCCGUUUCCAGGAAAGAGAAGUGGAAACCGCUUCUUUUCAUUUUUACUAGCUGACUCAUUAAAAGGAGGAACGAGUUCUGCUCUGAAACGAAAUUUAUAUUUAAACCCUACUAUUAAACUUUUUACUGAUUAA